UAUAUUUUGCUUGUCUGCAAGAAAAGGAGAGGGGCAAACAAGCCCUUAUCAGUUAUCACAGCCUGAUUGAUUACAGAGAGAAGCAACAAACAAGACACGAAAAGCUGACGUUUGAGACUUGAGAGUUGGGAGGGAGAAACCCAAAGGCUAAGGCUCUCGCUGAAACAUCCACAGUGCGAUUGUGAUUGUCGAGGCUGUUUUAGCGGGCACUUCUAUCGCUCCUAAAAUUGUAAAAGAUGAGUACACUGGAUGCCACCAGGGCAGAGCUUGCUCUUAUUGUUUUAUAUUUGAACAAGGCUGAAGCUAGGGACAAGAUAUGCAGAGCUAUACAAUAUGGUUCCAAAUUUUUGAGUAAUGGGGAACCCGGUACUGCCCAGAAUGUGGACAAACAAACGAGCUUGGCACGGAAAGUUUUCCGUCUAUUCAAGUUUGUCAAUGACCUGCAUGCUCUGAUAAGUCCUGCCCCACAGGGAACUCCGCUAUCUCUAGUUUUGUUGGGAAAGUCCAAAAAUGCAUUAUUGUCAACUUUCUUGUUCCUCGAUCAAUUUGUGUGGCUUGGUAGAUCUGGCAUUUACAAGAAAAAAGAACAUACUGAACUAAUUGGACGGAUAUCUCUUUUCUGUUGGCUGGGCUCCUCAGUGUGUACCACCUUAGUUGAGCUUGGCGAGCUUGGAAGACUCUCAGCAUCAACGAAGAAGUUAGAGAAAGAACUCAAGGACAGUAACAAAUAUAAAAAUGAGGAUUACCGGGCUAAAUUAAAAAAGUCAAAUGAGAGAACUCUAGCACUUAUCAAAGCUGGAAUGGAUAUAGUGGUAGCAGUUGGGCUGCUUCAAUUGGCGCCUAAGAAAGUCACUCCUCGUGUGACUGGGGGAUUCGGAUUUGUUUCAUCGCUGAUAUCUUGCUACCAGUUGCUUCCUUCCCCUGUCAAGUCCAAAACCUCGUGAAGAUGGAAGAGCAGACUCCCUCUUAUCGUGCUUCGAUAUGAUUAAAUAAUUAUUCACAUUUGUCACUAAAUGUUUGUUCAUGCGAACUUUGAGCAAUAUGCUGACUAGUAAGGAGUCUUUAAAAUGCCAUCACAGAGAAUGCCUAUAUUGCCAUGGUUUGCAUUUCCUUAUAAAUAGAAAUGAUGUCUGCUUGGCUCUUAA
This is a messenger RNA of Prosopis cineraria, 1145 nucleotides long. Its product is annotated as peroxisomal membrane protein 11C. Gene Ontology annotation, cellular component: peroxisomal membrane. Gene Ontology annotation, biological process: regulation of peroxisome size; peroxisome fission. The transcript is spliced from 8 exons. The record is from RefSeq and is a predicted model, not a curated record. Bases 237 to 944 code for a protein of 235 amino acids. NCBI's taxonomy places the organism in Eukaryota, Viridiplantae, Streptophyta, Magnoliopsida, Fabales, Fabaceae.